Molecule: messenger RNA, 2264 nt
Organism: Danio rerio (zebrafish)
Lineage: Eukaryota; Metazoa; Chordata; Actinopteri; Cypriniformes; Danionidae
Source: RefSeq, a predicted model, not a curated record
AUUGUCACUAAGGACAACUGCCUCUCCGUUCGGAUACACGUUAACUUUACGACAGGUCAGCUAUUCUGUUAAAUUAAUGACAUUUUAGUUUGGAGUUAAAGACCCGUCUUUUCACGUGUUGUCAACAGACUGUGUUGUCACGCGGGACCUUUAUUUUGAACACCCAGACGACCGUCCGUCCGCAAUAACCCGGAAGCAAAGGAAAAAGUGUUUUGGAUAUUUUAUACAAGCCUGCUCUCGUUCUCGCUUACCAAAUCAGCCUUUCCUACCGGCAAUUGAUGUUUGGUCUGGCCGGAAAGAAUGUUGCCGAGACCAUACAUCUUCUCCCAUAAUGAUGGGCCAUCUAGUCAUUUAUUCCAGCACGUUCUACCUCACAAUGUGUCCCAGCAACAAAGAAUUGAAGCCCAUCUGAAUUCAACCAACAAUUUUAUUGGUCCACCAAUGAAUGCUCCCCGCUUCAUUCCCACUUACCAGUGGACACCAGUGGAGCUGUCUGAUGUUGCUUGCAGUCCAAAUGGACCAAUGGGAAACAAUAGAAAGAGAAGGAUACAAGAUAACAGUGAUAUUAACCUAAAGAGGCAGCGCUUCAGUUGUCCAAGUCCUCACAACCAGUCUGCUAGAAAUUCCAACUUUACCUCACAGCCAGUGACAAGACCAGUGACGGGCAGAGAGGUUACAUGCCCUACAUGCUCAUCUGCCACUUUUAUACCAGGAGGCUGUGUGCCAUCUUUGGGAGAGACAUGCCAUCAGAAUGCUUUUUCACCAUCAUCAGUCAAAGAUAAGCAGUCUGAUGAUCUGGAGAAGAAGGAGAGCUGCCGUGCAGCACUGCAGACUGACAUACAGAAAAUUUUCCCAUGUGCAAAAGUCUUCUUGGGCGGCUCAUCUUUGAAUGGCUUUGGUAGUCGCAGCAGUGAUGCUGAUCUUUGUCUUGUCAUUGAAGAGGGACCUGUAAACCACAGGAAAGAUGCUGUGUAUGUUCUUAGUCUUGUGCGAAAAUUGCUUUACAAACUGUCUUACAUUGAGAAGCCGCAGCUCAUCAGAGCCAAAGUGCCCAUUGUGAAAUUCAGGGACAGAAUCAGUGGAGUGGAGUUUGAUUUGAACUUUAACAACACUGUUGGGAUCAGAAACACCUUCUUACUGCGGACCUACGCCUUUGUUGAAAAACGUGUUCGUCCAUUAGUCCUUGUAAUAAAGAAAUGGGCAAAUCACCACUGCAUCAAUGAUGCCAGCCGAGGAACGCUUAGCAGCUAUACACUGGUUCUUAUGGUCCUACAUUACCUUCAGACUCUUCCUGAACCAGUCAUCCCAUGCCUUCAAAGAGAUUACCCUACUUGCUUUGACCCUAAGAUGGACAUUCAUCUUGUGCCAAGCGGACCAAGCGAUAUACCUGCUUUUGUAUCUAGAAAUCAGUCGUCACUGGGAGACUUGUUCCUAGGUUUCCUGAGAUACUACGCCACUGUUUUCAAAUGGGACAAGCAAGUGAUCUCUGUGCGGAUGGCAAGAACCCUGCCCAAAAGCAAUUGCAAAGAAUGGAAAGACAAGUUCAUCUGUGUAGAAGAACCAUUUAAUCGUACCAACACAGCCAGAGCCGUCCAUGAGAGAAUGAAGUUUGAAGCCAUUAAAGCUGCAUUCAUUGAGUCCUACCGGCUUCUGCAGCUCAGAAAAGAUCUCAACUUCAUCCUGCCCAAGAGCAAACAGAUGGCAAGACCUCAAACUGCCCCCAGAUAAAUCGCAAUGGAUUAAACCUGGAGUUUUCAGUUGCUUUUUGUACAUUGUGAAAAGAACAGCGUUACCUGUUACAAAAAGCGUUUGGGUGUGUUGGACCUUUGGGAAUGUGUUGAAGCAAAUCCACUGAGCUGACAAGGGUUGUAAUCUGGUCAUCUCUGAGCAUGAGUAUGUGUGAAAUGUUCAUGUAACAUCAGACACUAAGCAAUAUCUUUUGCCCAUAUGGUAUGCAGUUAGCAGGAGAUGGACACUAGUUUGCUGUUGCAAAAAGAGGGAUUUUGGGGGUUUAUUAGCCAAUAUAACCCUUUUCCUGAAAUCAUAGUAAAACGGCAACAUGAAAAAUCCAUCAAUCUUUCUUUAAACAGACAAAGUUCCUGUUAAUUUUCAUUAAAAAUAAAAAAUGGUAAAUACAAAUGUUUUUCUGGCAGAUGAAUUUUACCUGAACAUUUUCAGUGAUCGGUUUUCUAUUUGUUUUGUCAUGUUUUGUACAGUCUUUUAAGUGUUUAUUUAAAUGAAUAAAAUGUUACAAUGGAAUUAUA